AUGCCUCGAAAGACCAUUUUCUUGAUGGGCGCUCCAUUGCCUAAUCACCUGGACUGGGACAACGACGAGCUUUUCGACAAGCCCAUGCCACCGUUCCAAGGCCCACAGACUACAGAAGGGAGUCACCCAUCCACAGAUCAGAAAUUCGUGAAGUGGAGGGUUCUACAGCCCUUGGAACAUGAGCAACCGAUUGACUACCCUUCCUGGUACUUUGGACCCGACGACCCGAACUUUCUGACAACACGCCAUCUGGAGUCAUUGGACGAUGCGUCGACCCCUGAGGAGGAAUCUAUAUUGUCACAGUUUUACGAUCAUUCGUUUGCGGUCCACGAAGCGCCAGAUGCAUCGUUGUCCGGACCACGAGAGGACCGUACGCAGGAGAGUGGGCUCGAAGACAUAACACAGGCAGCUACCAUCGUCUCUCCAGACAGAGACAUAUCAGAAUUAUCUCGACCUGUGCGACUUCCAGGCCCCGUGAGCGAUUUACAGGAUCUUCCCACGGCGAUAUAUCUACAGUCCAUCACUCCGCAGACCACGACAGUCAAUCUGAUCGUCGGGAUCAUUGCAGUCCACCCGCCCCGUCGCAUAGUGACACGGCAAUGGCAGAAAGAACUAGACAUCAUUGAACUCGUCGUUGGUGAUGAAACAAGAACCGGGUUUGGGGUCAACUUUUGGCUGCCCGCCGAUAAGCGCGCCAAGAAUCAGGAGAUCGGUCGUCUGGGGCAAUCGCUAGCCACACUGCGGCCUCAAGACAUCGUCCUGCUGCGGACAGUAGGGCUGAGUACAUUCCAAAAUCGUGUCUACGGGCAGAGUUUGCGAGGAAUGACACAAGUCGAUCUUCUUCAUCGGUGGCCAGUGGACGCGACGGAUGCGGGUGGGCACCGGGACGAUCAGCCGCGGCGGAAGCUUUGCAGAGUGCGCGAGUGGGUGUUGCGUUUCGUGGGGACGGAUACAGCAGGCGGUGCCAUGUCAGGAAUGUCGGAGAUACAACGUGGUCCUCGGCUGCCUCCGGACACGCAGUAA
This is a messenger RNA of Penicillium cinerascens, 1023 nucleotides long. RefSeq lists its product as uncharacterized. The record is from RefSeq and is a predicted model, not a curated record. The transcript has a single exon. The coding region runs from base 1 to 1023 and encodes 340 amino acids. Lineage: Eukaryota; Fungi; Ascomycota; Eurotiomycetes; Eurotiales; Aspergillaceae.